Messenger RNA from Megalops cyprinoides (Indo-Pacific tarpon), 2964 nucleotides. It is a transcript of the gene cacfd1, whose product is annotated as calcium channel flower domain containing 1. Lineage: Eukaryota; Metazoa; Chordata; Actinopteri; Elopiformes; Megalopidae. Gene Ontology annotation, biological process: vesicle-mediated transport. The transcript is spliced from 5 exons. Bases 709 to 1218 code for a protein of 169 amino acids. The record is from RefSeq and is a predicted model, not a curated record. Gene Ontology annotation, cellular component: membrane.
ACCCUGGAAAGCGACAAAGAGGGAGUCCAGCUAACAGCGGAUAGCAAACAACAUAAAAACAAAAACAUGAGUAUUAUAUGUAACUAAAUAUGUUACCGAAAUCGAGUGACAUUGUAUCGUUUAGAAACAGUAAGGGUUAGCUGCGUCUCAGAGGAAUUAUUCGUUAGUUAGCUAGACUGGCUGUAUUUUUCUAAGGAGCUGUUUGGGAAGAUCGCAGCACAGCAAACGCGUCGCCGCUUUGCCCAUACCAAACAGUGUCUAAAAGUUGAUCGGAUAAAACUAAUAAGUCUAAUUUUGGGUUUAAUCGGAGCAGGACCCCACAGUGUGAUUUAUGCUUGGAAGAGAAGUGAAAAUAGAAGUUACUGACUGUCUCUCUAAAAAGAUAGCUAGCCAGCCAGCUAGCUAGCUGAAGUGAACAGUAGAAACGUCAGUGGUGAGCUAGCUAAUGAUAGCUACAGUAGGCAGCCGCAUAGUUGUCAUCUAGCUAGCUGGCUAUAAUGUAUAGUAUAGCAAUCGACCUGGUACGUUUUGGUAAUACAGCUUGCUAGCCAAAUAGAUACCAAAGAAAAGUUUUUUCACGAUAUAUUCGAGCUUCACGGGAAGGUGUUACAUUACUAAACUGAACAUCGGCGUCCAGAUAGCUUGAAGCUGUUGUUCAGUGAGCGGUAACGUAUACGGCAACAACACUGAAUAAUUCACUGGAGUAAAAUGAGCUCUGUAGAGCAGCCUGCCGCCGCCAACAAGACCAGCACCGACGACGAUGGCAUGUCUUGGUGGUACAGAUGGCUUUGCAAGAUCGCCGGUGUCGCUGGUGGAAUCUCCUGUGCCAUCGCGGGAGUGUGGAACUGUGUCACCGUAAACCCCUUGAACAUCGCAGCAGGCGUCUGGAUGAUCUUGAAUGCCUUUGUGCUGUUCCUGUGUGAGGUCCCCUUCUGCUGUCAGUUCAUCGAGUUUGCCAACGCCGUGGCAGCCCGUGCUGACAGACUCAAGCCCUGGCAGAAAGCCUUCUUCUACUGCGGGAUGGCACUCUUUCCCAUCUUCCUAAAGCUAUCUUUCACUACGCUGUUUGGAAAUGCCAUAGCGUUCGCAACAGGAGUGCUGUAUGGCCUGGCAUCCCUGGGGAAGAAGGGGGAUGGUGUGAGCUACGCCCGGCUCCAGCACCAGAAACCAGGGGAUGAGGAGAAACUAACAGGGACGACCGAUGUGGAGGCGCAGUGACCUUGCCCCUGAGACCCAUCCCCCGUCUCCCCACACCCCUCCAGACGCAAUGCACCCAGCCCCAUCUUCUCUCAGCUGCUGAUCCUACAUACUAGUACAUUACACUGAAUAGCUGCUCAUGUUACUUUAUCUUGGAUUUCCGUUACUGAUUUUAUGCGCUAAACUGCACCUUCUGUAUUGCCUGUGGUGGAUCUGUGGGAAGUUGUGUAUCUGGAGAGAAAGUUUUACCAGUCAUGUGUGGUGCUCAUUGGGAAAACAUGCUUUUUUAAAUGAAACUGUGUUUGACAUUGCUAAGCUGUUUGUUGUGUUGUUUUGCUUUGUUUUGAGGUGUUUGAGAAAAGGGCAUUGUAUUCCUCCAACAGAUUCAGUUUCUGUAUUCUUCAGGUUUCCUGUGAUUUUUCUCCAAAGGUGUUGAAAAUGUAAUCGAAAUUACUAUUCUAAAUUCCCUCAUGGUAAGCAUAAAUGGUUUGAGCUUGUUGGUGGAGACAUGUGAAUGAGAGUUUUGGUGGAAUAAUCAGAAAAAAUUCUAUGUAAUAUAUUGUAACCAUGGCUACCUGUUCAGCUAGUGUAAGUACAUUUUAGUUGUCUUUCUUUGGUCUUCAAAAGGCAAUGCAUGUUUGGGUAUGAAUACCCACACUAUAUUAACUACAGCAACAGAAUUGUAAGAGCUUUCUCAGUGCAUGGGUGAAAUGUAGUUCUGAACCAAUGUCUAUUUUGUGAACUUAAGUCUCAUUUGGUACUCAACUCAACGGCCAGUGGUGAAGCAGAAGUUCGCUGGCGGGUUUUUCUUUCUGGUAUAGAAACAAACAAAUGAUAAGAUGUCAGCUCGCUAUGCAACUCCAGAACUCCACCUGGCCAAUUCUUUUGUCUCAUUUUUACAUGCUUAAUUAGGCAUUCUGCGGUGUUUUGUGCUUUAAAUAUCCUUGUUCUCAUGCAGCUUGUUUCGUUAAGGAAUAUUCUUUCCCAGACUUUGAUGAGGCAAGCCUUUUUUUGGUUCUUAAUUCAGGGACUUUGACUUGGUUUUUGUGUCUGUUGUCUUUCGGAAUAAUUCUGGCCACAUUGUCCUUCAGGUUGUUAAAACAUGGGUGAAUGGUGAAUAGAAACAUAACACAGAACUGACUGUUUGCACCUACUGGCUACUGGGUAGAGGCAGACAGUGAAUCUUUUUUUUUUUUUUUAACAUUCCUACUGUCAUGUUGUCUGCACUGUGUACUUUAUACUUCUGUGUACCAGAAGAUGGUAGAGGUGUUUGCAUCACCAUCUUUUACAGCAGAAAGAAUGCAGAAGUGACAGAGUGGCUCCUUAAACAACCGAAUCACCUUCCCGGCUCAGUUCUGUGUCCCCUUGCAAUGAAAUGAUAUUUGUGCACAUUGAUGAUGACAGCCCUUACAGCCACACAAGAUAAUGCACCAGCAUGUGUUCAAAAACAUGAUACACACUACCAAAACGCCAGCAACCAGCAUACCCACAAUCAAUACUACAGCUCAGUUUCCAGAAAUUGUGUUCAUAAUUUGCCAUUACACAGAUAGUUACCAGAGAUAGACAUAUAUUAUGUGAUUUCAUGUGUGACUUCAUACAACUGUGUACAGUGUUUUAGUGUGCAGUUUUUGUGAAGUCGUCUGGAAAAUGCUCUUGUAUCAGUACAUGCUGUGGUACACAUAUUGACAGUAUAGUUCUAAACUGGGGGCAGCAGUAUAGCAUAGUGGUUAAGGAGCAGGAAUUGUUACCAAAAGGCUGCUGGUUCAA